AUGUCUGGAACGUAUAACAACAGUUCGGUCCAGAUAUACCGGAUUCUUGAGCAAACCAGGCACAUACGACUCGACGAUACAUCAAGUGAGAGCAAAGCUAAGUAUUCCAAAGCAAAGAUUGCGUCUGCCAUCGGACUACUUUCUCACCUCAGAGACCUGACCGAGAUUUUGCAAAACCUGCGCCACGUCCGCGAAUCCUCUGCUCUAGCCGAUGUGCUUCGCGUGUGCAUCCAACCGCACGACCUUGGAGGGCUGGGUCUGGACGAUGCGAGCGACUUGGCAGCGCAGCAAGAAUCAGAGGUUUUGUUCCUGGUAUCUGCCUGGCUGGAAGCGCUUAAUUCGGAGGACAGGGCCAGGUCAAUGCCUGCUCCAGUAGCAUCAAGACCCCCAGGUCGGCGGGGGAUGACUCUAAGCGAGAAAAUCUUUGCGUGGCACGAAGUUGCUUAUAGAGGCUGGGUGGCGCCAGGAGAUUUGAUUCGGGUCGAUGUCGAUUGGGUGAUUGCCUCCGAGGCAUCAUGGGCCGGCAUGGAGACGACGUACAGCGACCUAGGAAAGCCUGGGAUCCAUCGGAAUGAUCGCUUCUGGCUCGCCGGUGAUCAUGUCGUAGAUCCUCGGAUCAGACAAAUUCCCAAAGUUCGCGCGCUGAUCGAUGCAAGCGAGAGGGCAAAGCGAGUAUUCAAAUUGACCGAAUACCAGGGAAUGAACUAUACGAUCCUCCACACCGAGUUCUACCGGGAACGAGCGCAACCUGGCAUGUUGAUCAUUGGCUCCGACUCACAUACGUGCUCCUCUGGCGCCUUGGGAUGUCUGGCAAUUGGGCUCGGGGCAGCAGAUGUGACUUUGCCCUUGGUGACAGGGGAGACGUGGGUCAAGGUUCCCGAGUCCAUCAGCAUCCGACUUGUGGGUGUACCUAAGCCUGGGAUCGGUGGAAAAGACGUUAUCCUAUACAUCUUGCAGCAGUUGAAGAGGAAUACUGUCGCUUCCGAUAGGAUCGUCGAGUUCUCUGGUGCCGGCGUGCAGUAUUUGUCGGCUGAUGCUCGAUUUGCUAUUUGCAACAUGACAGCGGAACUCUGUGGCAUCACCGGGAUAUUUGUGCCUGAUCAAAUCACGCGAGCCUUCGUGGCCAACAGGCGCUUACAACGACACAAGAAUCUCAUCACGUACUUCCGACCCGAUAACGAUGCGCAGUACGCCGCAGAACUCGACAUUGAUCUUGCAAAUGUGCAAUCCUUUUUUGCUCGAUACCCGAGACCAGAUGAUGUGGUUCCUGUCUCGGAUUACGCAGGAAUGCAGUUGGAUGGUUGCUUCAUUGGAGCUUGCACCACAACCGAGGAGGACCUCAUCCUUGCAGCUCUUGUGCUAGAGCAAGGACUGAAGAAAGGCUAUCGGCCAGUUAACCAUGGGAAGAGGAAGAUGGUACCCGGAUCAUUGCCAAUCCUGCAUAGACUACGCGAAUUAUGCCUCACCGGCGUCUUCGAAGCGGCGGGUUUUGAGAUUGGGGUCCCAGGCUGCAGCUAUUGUGUUGGCAUGUCGGCAGAUCAGGCAGUUUCAGGAGAAGUCUGGCUGUCAUCCCAGAACCGGAAUUUUGAGAAUCGCAUGGGUAAAGGCCAUCUAGUCUCUAGCGCAACUGUCGCUGCAUCCUCAUUCGAGAUGAAAUUGACCGAUCCUAAUGACUUGCUUUGUGGGAUCGACUGGGCACGAUGGAUGUCGUUGCGCGGGCCUUUUGGACUGACAGCGAGAAUGAGCGCGGCAUCUCAUCUGACCUAUGUUGAGCCAAACAACUCUCCAGCUUUUUCCCAGGAGAGACCUGAAUCAAGUAUCUUCUCCAGAUCCACGCAAGAACCUCCGUUUUCUGGACCUCUGCGUGGCAAGAUACAGCUUCUAGGUGAUUUCAUCGACACAGAUGCACUAGCACCAGCUGAAUUCUUGAUGGACAUGAAAACUAAUGAGCAAAGUGGUCUGCAUUGCCUACAGCACACCCAUCCGUUAUUCCGUCAACGGACCCUAGAAGGUUUCAACAUCGUUGUGGCUGGUCAAGCCUUUGGUUGUGGAUCGUCGCGUGAACAGGCCGUCAUGGCAUUGCUUGGCUGCGGGAUCAAAUGUGUGAUCGCGAAAUCCUUCGCCUUCAUCUUUCAACGGAACAUGCCCAAUCUCGGCCUGUUGGGCAUUACCAUGCCUAACGAGUCGUUCUACGCCGCCGCGAAGGAUGGCUCGGAGGUAUCAAUUGACCUCCUUGCGCAAGUCAUCCACAUUGAGGGGCUCAGGUUUGUAUUCCAAUUAAGUCAAAUGGAACAAGGACUGUACCGCCACGGUGGCAUUACUUCUGCCUUUCGAAAAUUCGGGAACAGACUCUUCGAGGAGCUCACAGCGGCGAAGAAUAUAGGGACAAGUCACAUGGAAGAGAAGUGUCAUGCACCUAGCGCGCUACAAUGGUAA
This is a messenger RNA of Aspergillus fumigatus Af293, 2436 nucleotides long. Lineage: Eukaryota; Fungi; Ascomycota; Eurotiomycetes; Eurotiales; Aspergillaceae. The record is from RefSeq and is a predicted model, not a curated record.